AUGGAGUUGGGUCCCGUGGUCAUUUGUGUUUGUCCCAGCGAACUCUACUGGCUGCAGUUGAUGCUUCGUCGGAUGAAUAGUAUCUGGGAGGAAUACUCUGCUCCUUCUCCUUCUUCUGAUACUUCCAGUACCGCAGCUGUGACUGCCAUUCCUGCUUCUGGUGUCCCAGCUUCCACUUCUGAUCUUAACUUGGUUUGUUUUUCUUCCUCUGGGGAAGCAGUUCAUCCUAAGUGCUAUCACCACAGCCGAUGUAUUAUGAGUCAAGAUAAUGAACUAUAUACUCGUUGCAACCCCCAGGAGUCCAUUGGAUGCCACUCGGUAAUCUAA
Messenger RNA from Protopolystoma xenopodis, 327 nucleotides. Lineage: Eukaryota; Metazoa; Platyhelminthes; Monogenea; Polystomatidea; Polystomatidae. The record is from the annotation of a GenBank genome assembly.